AUAAACCAGCGAGAUACCGCUGAUCAUUUUGCCCUCUUUGUAAAACAAUCGCGUCGUCGGGAGUUGAGUGGCGGGCGCGUGCAAUUAAGUACAUCUCAGACGGGAUAUAAAAUCAAGGUCUAUUUUAGAAUGGCAUUAUUGUUAUCUCAUAAAGACAGGAUCUCAUUACACGUCAGUUGUAUCUUGUUUUAAUAGCUCAUCAUUGUAAAAGCCAACGUGAAAUGUUAACCAACCGAUUUAUAGUACAACAUUGUGUAACACCGUGAUUAGAAAGAUAUCAUCAACGAUAUCAUAUGCAAGCAAAAUGGGAAGAGUAGUAGAGUUUUUACUUCGUCAUGCCCUCUUGUUGACGAGUAGCAGCAAUUAAAAAUUUAUAAUCCCGGAAGGGCCUCGAGCGAAAAACUCUCGGGACGAAAACCCGACAGAAUGCGCCGUGCAGAAUGCGCCGUUCGUCAUUCUCGGAUUGUAACCGCGACAGGCGCAACCAACCGAUCCGAGUGAAAAAGCACGAGGUGCAGGCACAGGCAACACAGUGCUCGCUCGCGCCUUUUCCCGACGAGGUCGAGACAGACGCACGUUCGUGCCGCGCGUUCACCAGGUUGUACGGGAAUGGCGCGAUACGCCGAGGACGUGUACUACGAAACUGCCAUUAAACUAACGCGCGAGGCUGCCCAGAUUCUCCGAGAUGCCAUCGACGGCAUCAAACAUGUCGACAAUAAAUUGGGCCUCUGGGACCCCGUCACCGAGUACGAUCGGAAGAUCGAGAACGUUAUCAUCGGCAAGCUGAAACGCGCGUUCCCAAGUCACAGGUUUAUCGCGGAGGAGUCGACCGGCAAUGACCUGCCGGAAUUAACGGACGCCCCUACGUGGAUCAUAGACCCCAUCGACGGCACCGUCAACUUCAUCCACGGAUUCCCGCACACCUGCGUGGUUGUCGGUUUGGCCGUGAAAAAGGAGAUGGUCCUGGGUAUCGUGUACAACCCGAUUCUCGAGCAGCUGUUUACGGCGAGGAAGGGACGAGGCGCGUUUCUGAACGGGAAACCGAUUCACGUGUCUAAAGUACAAGACUUGUCGAAAGCCUUGGUCUGCAUGGAAUCCGGCUUCAUAAAGAUAGACAGUCUACGGGAGAAGAUGGUGGAGAGGAUCCAAACCGUCGUCAAUGAGGUUCAGGGCAUUCGCACUCUCGGCGUGGCGGCGCUAUCGUUGUGCUACAUCGCGCUCGGGAUCGUGGAGGCUUAUUACAUCGAAGGCCCCGGAAUUUCGACGUGGGACAUAGCCGCGGCAUCGUUGAUCAUUUCGGAAGCGGGAGGCGUCGUUGUGGACCGCAUAACAGGCGCGCCGAUCGACAUCAUGAAGCCACGCGCAGUGGCCGCGUGCAACGACGGGAUCGCUCGCGACGUCGUUAGACUCAUCCGCGAAGCUGAUCAACGGGUGGACAUGAGGGUAAAAUAACGCCGACGGUCCCGAAGUACGUGUGUUGAAAUGAAAAAUCUCUAUCACGAUUCAACUGCUGCCGCGACUUCUGUAGACCUCCAAGUAGUACGAAUCGGGAGAAAGUAAUAGACCGGGUCCUUUCGAAGAAGUGCUGUCAGUUAGACAAGUAGAAAUGUGUAUUAUCUGAUGCGCGUGAAUGUAACGUAAAACGGUAAUAAAUCCAUCUAAACCAAG
Messenger RNA from Vollenhovia emeryi, 1668 nucleotides. RefSeq names its product inositol monophosphatase 2-like. Gene Ontology annotation, molecular function: inositol monophosphate 1-phosphatase activity. The record is from RefSeq and is a predicted model, not a curated record. NCBI's taxonomy places the organism in Eukaryota, Metazoa, Arthropoda, Insecta, Hymenoptera, Formicidae. Bases 610 to 1452 code for a protein of 280 amino acids. The transcript is spliced from 6 exons. Gene Ontology annotation, biological process: phosphatidylinositol phosphate biosynthetic process; inositol metabolic process; signal transduction.